AUGGCGACAGCAGCCUCUAACGACGGAACGGUCGAUAUCUUCAACGACACUGGAGCCUUUUACUUCGAAGACGAGCAAUUCGGCAAACUGGUUCAGGAGGUGGAUGAUCUUGGGCUCUCCGCCAGUCGCGAAAGUUGGAAAUUUUUCGCACAUAUGAUUAAUGCAAACUCUACUGUGCGCCGAAUACUUCAGGGAUUCCUCGAAUCACCCAACCCGUACAGCUGCCAUACCUUCGGUCCUGAGCCUCUCCAGGUUUUCUGCUUUUGGCCCAAGCCAGAUCAGUCACAUCGUCUGGUCUUGUCCUUAUGGAGUCCAGGAACAAGGCUGGUGCUGUAUCAGGGAGCACACAAGGCAUCGCUCAAGGCUGUCCCAGCUUCAAACGGUCUAUUUGAAGUACCUGGUGCGUCCUUGAAAACCCACGGCUCCAAGCCUGUGCCCUUAGAUAUGCCCAAGGGUGGCAUGUGA
This is a messenger RNA of Colletotrichum tamarilloi, 465 nucleotides long. RefSeq lists its product as uncharacterized. The coding region runs from base 1 to 465 and encodes 154 amino acids. The record is from RefSeq and is a predicted model, not a curated record. Lineage: Eukaryota; Fungi; Ascomycota; Sordariomycetes; Glomerellales; Glomerellaceae. The transcript is spliced from 2 exons.